Serpula lacrymans var. lacrymans S7.9 is the source of this 605-nucleotide messenger RNA. RefSeq lists its product as uncharacterized. Bases 81 to 551 code for a protein of 156 amino acids. The record is from RefSeq and is a predicted model, not a curated record. Gene Ontology annotation, molecular function: nucleic acid binding. Lineage: Eukaryota; Fungi; Basidiomycota; Agaricomycetes; Boletales; Serpulaceae. The transcript is spliced from 3 exons.
UCACAAGCCAAGUUGAACCUGUGAUAAUUUACAUUGUCGCAGUUAGUUUGUGACGAGGCCGAAACUCUACAGUAGAUGCGAUGAGCGACAUGGCAGAUAAUGUUGAACCGAAGAACACCAUUCGCAUAACAAGGCAAGGGAAGAUACGUUAUUGGGUAAACUUUGCCCUCGAGUUUUUUGAGAAGAAUCCCGAGGAUGCAUUGAUGCUGUAUACACCUCCAGGCAGUCUAGUGAUGCCACGUCUUAUCACGGUGGUUGAAAUUAUCAAAAGGGAAUAUAUGAAGAUCUUGGACAUUUCAAGCAGUUUAUCAGGUCUGCACCAAUACAACCGUCUGGGAUAUGUCGAAGAUGCGGAACGGGGGGACGAUGAAGAGAGACUACAACCAUACAUGAAGAUCACGCUGAGCAGACGAGCUCUUCCGGGUUCAGCGGACCAAAGCGUCACGUACCAGACGCCGGCCAUGCGACGGCUGUCCCGCACAACCAAGGCAAGGAUGAGGAAAAGACAGAAGGGCGAAGCUGGUCAAGAGAUGGGUAGUGGGAAUAAUUAAUGUCGAAAUAAUACGCAAAUAAUAUUACAUAAUACACAGCUGUUUGGUGGCUCU